AUGGGAACACAGGGCUAUCUCGUCUACAGGUACAAGGGACGAUAUCUCAACAGAGAGAGGAGUUUCAGCGAUGGCUUCAGGCCGUGUUUGCCUAUCGGCUCUCGACGGAGCGGUUGUCCAAUAGUCCGUCCGCGCUACGAGUUGGAUCUGGACAAAACUGGUCUUCCACAUCAAUUCACCCGCCCCCGGCCGGUUUUAUCGUUCCGCGCGAAAUAG
Messenger RNA from Sparassis crispa, 216 nucleotides. RefSeq lists its product as hypothetical. The transcript is spliced from 3 exons. Bases 1 to 216 code for a protein of 71 amino acids. NCBI's taxonomy places the organism in Eukaryota, Fungi, Basidiomycota, Agaricomycetes, Polyporales, Sparassidaceae. The record is from RefSeq and is a predicted model, not a curated record.